Amoebophrya sp. A25 is the source of this 3762-nucleotide messenger RNA. NCBI's taxonomy places the organism in Eukaryota, Dinophyceae, Syndiniales, Amoebophryaceae. The record is from the annotation of a GenBank genome assembly.
CGGAAUUAGAAGUGUGUAGCGGGGAUUUUUUGAGCCGCAUUGCUAGUUGUUCUUUAGUGCAAUUUUCAUAGUAGCUUGGCGAUACGAACGAUGACACUCUUCGCUAACAGUAGCACUUUGAACAUCAGUUGACAGUUCUGGGUCUUUGGUAGUAACAAGUAGAACAAAAUAUAUCAUGGCACCUGCGGCAGCUUCCGGUGGCAGUAAAAGGGGAGCCUCUAGAGCACCCUCUAGGGCACCCUCUAGAGCACCUUCAAGGAAAGCAGCAGCGAAGCCCCCACGUCAGCGAUCACAGAAACUGAUAUCAGCUGAGAAAAUAGAGGUGACAGAGGUUACUCCAGCGACACAGCAAAACAAAGUAGAGCAAGGCGACACAUCAAUAAAGGCGACUUCAACGAAAAGUAGGAGUAGGAAAGCAUCUACUUCGAAGGGCACUACUCCGAAUAAAGCGGACGAAGCAGUAGUCGAGCGCGAGCUCGAGCAAGAAGUUACGGAACAAAGAGAUGCUGUUGAGCGACAAGUGCAACAGAAUGGCGCUGCAGAACGGUCUCCCUCUUCGUCGUGCGAUUCCACUGCAAAGAGCCCGCUGGCUGGAAAGCAUACAAAUAAGAGCGUCUCCAUGCUGACCGUUGCGAGGGAACAACAGUCUUUGAAGGCGGCCACUUCAAGAGAUGUUAGUUCGACGAACUCUAGCAAACAAGUUCCUAGUAUCGCUCGGCCAGAUGCCGCCACACCAUCUUCACCGUCACAACCAAGGACGACGACACCUUCUACAAGAGAUAGCAUUGCUAGAUCAUCGCCAGCCUCCCUAGAGCAAGUCCGUGACGAACGCCUAGGCCUCAAACCCAUCACCGACGCCAGGGAAGUAGAACGGCUAUUACAGCUGACCUGUGACUACUUAAGGUUCCAUGACCGGCGACUACAGUUUCCAGGUGCACAGCCUGUCACGCUGACGCAAGAAGCCUUGAAGGAUGUGUUGAAUCCAGAGGAAUAUCUUGUCUGUGAAAAGACUGACGGGGAACGUUAUCUUUUUCUAGAACAUCGUGGAAGAUGCUAUCUGAUGGACCGAAAAAACCAAAUAGCAGAAAUCACGAAGUGGUACGAACCGGCUAGGAGGUUGAUUUCUCUUAGAAGUACAGCUACUGUUGGAGGAGCAUCUUCUAGUUCAUCAUCAUCUUCUAGUUCAUCAACCAGACAUCAAAGUCCCAAUUCAGUCCUGUGGCCAUCGUCUCUACGAUCCCGCGGGGACUGGCUGGUAGAUGGCGAGCUCGUCCUCGACCGUUACGAAAAUGGGGAGGUGGUUUUGCGAUUCCUGCUCUUUGACUGUAUGAUCACUGAUGGUUGCGACGUCAGUCAGUAUCACUUGGUGCAUAGGCUGCAGACGGCGAAAAAUUUCAUAGCCUUGUGGAGGUUAGUGGCUGAUGAAUUCGGACAAAAUCAAAACUCGCCUUUACUUCUACCUGGUUUCGAGAUCAUGAGUAAGGAUUUCUUCUUCCUGCGUCAAUUGCCAAGACUGUUGCGGAGGUUGCCAGGGUAUAGAAAAUAUGUAGUGGACGAGACGGAACAAGAAAUGGCUAUCUGCGACGACGAUGAUAUCCUCUAUUCUCGUCAUGAGACCGAUGGUUUAGUCUUCACGCCACUCCGCGAUCCUUAUCUGCCCAGCACCUGUCCUCGCUUGCUGAAAUGGAAGCCGCCACACUUGAAUACCAUUGAUUGCACGGUGCAGGUGGAUGAUGUGCCAGAGUCUGAGUCAGAAGAGCUAGAGACUUCGUCAGCUUCAUUUCCUUCUUCCGCGAACUCGUUCAAUCUUUCCCUCUACAUUUUAGACGAGAAGCAGUUCCUUUUCCUGUGUCGCGCCCAAACGAGCCUCGAAGAACUAGCAGCCUUAUUAGGGGAGCAUUUCCCAGAUGAGUCCGCAGCUUUGAAAACAUCACGGGAGAAAAGAGACUUUGUGAAGCGUGUAGUGAUCGGAAAAGUGUGGGAAUGUAGACCUUGCAUGAACUCUUCUGCUCAGCGCCCUGCCGCGACCUCCUCAUCGUCCUCUACCAUUACCUCUGUCUCGUGGAAACUGUACAAACCCCGUUUGGAUAAAGCCUUUCCAAACGCGAGAUACACUGUGGAACGCAAUGAGGUAGCUAUACGCGACAACGUCCGGGUAGAACAGAUAUUGGGGAGGAGUGGAUGGACAUGGACACAGGCGACAGCGAAAAGGAGUGCGCCUGCGAUCGACAUCAUUAGACAGGGGGCGGUAUCUUCUCACGCGAUGGACAACAUCAGACAGGAGAGGACAGGGUCUACCUCAGCUCUUAUGAUGAACGGCGUUGAGAAUAACAUUAACAUGUUCAGCUCGAAUUGUUCUAGUACGGGGAGAGGACCCGUCGCUGGAGGAACGUCAAAGCGUCCACAAGAAGAAGCGUCGCCAUCCUCCGCGUCCAAGAAGCAACGCUUUGAUUCAACAUCGCGUCUCACUCCAAGCCUAGAAGAGAGUACCAAGGACGGCGAACACCCUAGUGCUACUUCUUCUUCUAAAAAAGAAGUCAAUGGUUCCAAAGAACAAGCUGUAAAACGAGUGGCAGAAAGUCCCUCUACGACUAGAAACGCGCUGCAACAACUCCUGCUCGAAGAAGAGGAAACAAAUUUAGCCGAGUUCGAAGAGGAUAUUUCCCCUCGUUCUACUCGAUCAUCUUCAAGCAAAACGAAGAGCUCUUCACCCAAAAACAGAGCCUUCUCAGCAAUGGAUGAAACUAUGGCAGCACUGGAGGAAGACGAGGAUCAAGUUUGGGACGAUAGUGCGGGACAAGAUGAUGACCUUUCUGAUUUGUGGAAUCUGAAGCCUUCUUCUCGACCGAAUUCUGAGCCAAAGGGCCGGUCUGUAAUUCCAACAUCAAUUGGUCGUGGAGCAAAAAAUGGCGAAGUAGUAGCGGCCACUCCAUCGGUACAACAAGACAACCAAGAGCAACAAGCAGAGGUGAUAGAGAAUCACAACAACUCGCUAAAGAACCACAACAACUCGCCACCUGCCUCUGCUUCGAAGACGUCCUCAUCGAAGAAAAGAGUCACGUUCAGUGAAGAAGUGUCGUUCAAUACAGCAAACGCAGAAGAAGCACAUCAAGGUCAUAACGCUGUGGGCGACAACGAAGACUUAGAUGAAGAAGACUUAGAGGGAUGGGAUGAUAUCGAGCCCGUUGAUGCGGAUGCGGAUCAGGUUGAUGCCGAACAAAACAAGCAAAUAGAUGUUCAUGCGGAUCAUGUGGGUCAUCAUAACGAAGAUGAGGUGGGUCAUCAUAACGAAGAGGAGGAUGCUUUUGAUGGUGAAGAUGAACAAGAGGGUAAUGAGGAGGAUCAGCAUGCCGUAGGAGAGGGAGAAGCCGUCUACGAAGAUGACGAGGAGCAGGCAGAGGGUGACGUGGAGUACGAAGAGGAAGCUGCAGAGGCUGACGCCGUCUAUGAAGAUCAUGAGGAGCGAGCAGAAGAUCAACAUGAGAAUGAACAAGGCGAAGCGCAAAAUUUGGAAGUUGAUGAGCUAGGAGAUGAGCCGCCCUCUGACGACGAUGAUGAUUUUUAUCAUGGACCCUAUUAAAUAUGUGAUUUGAAAGAGAGGGAAACGACCUCUUGAAUACGAUCCCCAUAGAUACAAGACUAUCUCCCACUUUACAGUCUUCCCAAACCUACUAAUUGAGAACGCCCAAAUUUGUUCUUUCGAUGUUAUUCCGAAUUCACGAUUUCCCUUUUUCACCAACUAAAACUGAAAGCGGGCGCGGG